Molecule: messenger RNA, 1989 nt
Organism: Xyrauchen texanus (razorback sucker)
Lineage: Eukaryota; Metazoa; Chordata; Actinopteri; Cypriniformes; Catostomidae
Gene: aspscr1
Product: ASPSCR1 tether for SLC2A4, UBX domain containing
Exons: 17
Coding region: 20-1831 (603 amino acids)
Biological process (GO): signal transduction
Molecular function (GO): protein binding
Source: RefSeq, a predicted model, not a curated record
GGUGACGUCACAGAGUGUCAUGGCGGCGAGCAGUGCAGCUGUGUCAGUGUUGACUCCCAAUGGAAGAAGACAAACAGUGAAAGUGUCUCCAAACACACCGCUGCUGCAGGUACUGGAAGAUGUGUGUAAGAAACACGGCUUUAAUCCAGAUGAACUUGGACUCAAGUUUCAAAGGAACGUUCUGGAUCUGACUCUACAGUGGAGGUUUGCCAGUCUGCCAAAUAAUGCCAAACUGGAGGUCGUGCCACGCUCGCGGCCGCAGACAGCAGCAGACAGUAUGGUUCGGAUCGCUCUGCAGUUGGGCGAUGGGUCUCGUCUUCAGGGCUCUUUCUGCAGUGGACAGACUUUAUGGGAUCUACUGACACACUUUCCCCAAACCAGGAUGUCUGAGCUUGAGGUGUCGGGACUCACACCAGUGUGUGUUUACAUGAGAGAUGAGAUCAGUGGUGAGGAUGCGCUGAAGAAAACCACUCUAAAGUCUUUGGGUCUCACCGGAGGAAGUGCCAUCAUACGAUAUGUGCAAAAAGGCAGCAGCAUCUCGGAUUCAGGUGAGUCCGUGGAUGCGGUCGCUACGCCAACGGAGUCUGUUGCCAAAGCAACCGUCUCAACGCUUGCUCCACCGGAACCAUCAACUGCUGUCAAAACCGCCCUUCCUGAUCAGCGAGAGGAGACCGCACCUGCUCCUGUUGCCACGGAAACCCCAUCUCCACCCUCUGUGGUCACUGUGAACCAGUCAUAUCCUGUCAAACAGGAAGAGGAGGAGCCUAACAAAGGCCAAGAGCAGGCAGUGCGGCCCAAAAUCAGAGAUCAGGAACAACAGUCCAAAGUAAUGCCACAAAAUGACGAAGAGCAACCCGGGACGUCCCAGCAGUGCCACAGCCCCGCCCACUCAGCCACGGCCAUUAGCUUUGUGCCAUUUUCAGGAAGUGGUCAGCGUCUGGGGGGACCGGCAGCGACUGGACUGAAGACCUCCACAUCGUGGACUUCAUCUGUGACCAGCAGCCCACCCAAAGCCAAAAAACCCAAACCGAGCCAUGAAGUCAAAAGAUCAAUGAAUGCCAAACCAGCUGUUACAGAUGAGGAGAAUACAGAGGAAUGUCUGGAGCCGGUUGACAGGGAGCCGCUGGUCUUCCAUCUGGACUCCGGAGCUCGUCACCAUGACGACGGAGAACUCCCUGACGAGUUUUUUGAGGUCACCGUGGACGACAUCAGGAAGAGAUUCGCUCAGUUGAAGAGUGAGAGGAGAGCGCUCGAGGAAGCUCCUCUCAUGACUAAAUCUCUCAGAGAGGCUCAGAUGAAGGAGAAGUUGGACAGGUAUCCAAAGGUGGCGCUGAGAGUCCAGUUUCCAGACCGGCAGGUUCUGCAGGGGUUCUUCAGACCUCUAGAAACAGUUGGUGCUCUGAGACAAUUCAUCAGUUCUCACCUUCAAGUCCCAGAACUGCAGUUUUACCUGUUUGUUGCUCCACCUAAAACCAUCCUGGAUGAGCCGAGUGCCACACUAUAUCAGGCGAAUCUCUUCCCGGCUGCUGUCGUGUACUUCGGCUCAGAUGUGAGGACAGAUUGUUAUUUGCGCAGUGAUCUGUUGGGUGACGGUGUCUCCGCCCUACAGGCAGAUAAGCUCAUUGCAGGCUGUAUGCCGUGCUCUCCUCCUCCACUCUCAUCAUCAGUGCCGUCUCAGGACGUUCUCGCGGCCACAGGUGAAUCGUCAGGUUCCUCCGGACAGCAGGGGGUGACAGAGGACGCCUCUGACUCUCAAACUUCAGCACCCAAACCCAUGAGAACUGACCCCGGAAAAGUGCCCAAGUGGCUCAAGCUCCCAGGUAAGAAGUAACACCGCAGCAGCUCUGGAGAGGAUCUUAACAAGCAAGAAGAAAAGCAGAUUUCUCUCGCUGAUGCCCCGUGAUGACACGUCUGCCACUGCACAUGUAGUUUUAGAGUUCAUAAUUCAUGACAUUAUUCCUCGAUUAAAGCCUCUUAUUCAAUUGCCAA